AUGAAAUAUAAGAAAAAUUAUCAUCUUUGUAAAGAUGGCACUUAUAUCGAGUUCAGCAUAAACAAUAAUUAUUAAUCAUUUAGAUUCUAAUAAAUACCAGAUGAAGCUAUUGCUUAAUUAUUUGAUUUUAGUUCAAAUUUCAAUUAGAUCGAUAAUUUAUCUGAAUCUAAACUUUCACCUGAAAUCAAAGCAUAUCAAGAUACUUAAGAAAAAAGCUUAUAUUAAAGAUGCUUAAAUGCAAUUCCCGUUUUUCAUCCAAUUUCAAUAGGCUUGAUAGCUUGGUAAUUUUUCAUAGUCGUCAUCAUAUUUUUAUAUUUUUUCUACAUUCCAUUAAAAGUAAUUUUAAAAGUUUAUUUAGAUAGCCUUUAAUAAUGAAUUAAAUAGCCUUAAUCCUGAUAAUAGCACAGCAGUUAAUACAUUUCUUAUAUUAUCCAUAUUGGUUUUUAUAUUUGAUCUUUUAGUAUCAUUUAACACUGGUUACAAAGAAAAUGGAUAGGUAAUAAGAGAUAGAAAAAAAGUCAUAAUUCAUUAUUUAAUUAUUGUAUAGAUUUCAACAUAUAAUUUAGGAAUUUGAACUAGAUCUAAUUGGAGUAUUGUGUUUGAUUCUCUCCUACAUAUUGAAUAAUGACUUGCUUAGAUUGUUAUUUUAUUUAAGAAUCUAUUAUGUCAUUAGAUUUGAUAAUAAAAUAGAUUAUCAAUUGCUGCUCAAAAAAAGUAUUUAUAUUAAAAGCAUCUUAAAUUAGAAACAAAAGGUGUCUAUCUUCUUAUUAAACUGAUUAUUGUCAUGCUUUUUGUUGCUCAUAUCAUGGCUUGUAUAUUUUAUGGGAUCUCAUAUUCUGAAUUUUAGAAGGAUGAAAAUACUUAUACUACUUAUACUGAUACUUGGAUAAUUUAUAAUAAUUUUGUUGAAGAUAAUUAAUAAAUCCUUUCCUUCUCUUUAGUUGAGAAAUAUUUGAUAUCAUACUAUUGGGCCAUUACUACAGUAUCUACUAAUGGUUAUGGAGAUAUUACUCCUAAAAAUAAUUCUGAAAUUGGAUGGACUUUAUUGACUAUGAGUAAUUAUUUAUAUAUUAUUUAAGUUAUUGCUGGAAUGGUAUUUGCAUUUAAUAUUUCAUCAAUUAGAGAAACUUUGAUUGAUUUGAAUUAGCCAAAAAUUAUGGAACGUAAUCUUGAAACCAUUCUUAAUCGUUACAUGAAAAUGAAGAGUAUAUCCAUUAAAACUUAAGAAAAGGUCAAUGAUUAUUUUUAGUACAUAUGGAAAGAAGAAAGAAAUCGUAAUCGAGAGAUAGAAGAUAUGUUAAUAUCAAAAUUAGCACCUGAUUUAAAAUUAUAAUUAUAGUACGAAACUUAUAUCUAGUUUGUAAAUUGCAGAAUAUUUUAUAUGAUGUAUUUUAGUAACGAAUUUCUUUACUAAUUAUCAUAUCAUAUGGAAGAACAUACUUAUGGUCCUAAAGAAGAAUUAUAUUUUGAAGAUCAAUAAGGGGAUAAUUAUUUGAUGUAUUUAUAAAAAGGAGAUGUUCAAAUAGUAUAAAAUAAUUUGAAAUUUAGUAUGUUGAAUCUUGUUACAAUUCAGUUGUUUAGAGGACAAGAAUAGAUUAUAUAGAUAAAGGAAAGUGUAUAGGACAAAAAUCUUUUUUUUUGAAUGAGCGUUUUCCAUUUAAAGCAUAAACUUAAUCUUGGUGCAAUAUAUAUAGAGUUUCAAGAGUAAAGUUUGUAGAUGCUAUUAGACAUCAUUAGAAAGACUUUGAAUUAUUUCAUUUGGUUAUAUCAAAGCGAUAUAGUGAGCCAUGGGAAUUUUAUACGAAAAUGGAUCUUAGGUGUUUAACUUGUAUGUCAGAUUGGCAUCAAGCAGAUACAUGUGAUGUGACCCAUUUUAAUAAAAAAGAUUUUAUUUUUAGGAUUAAUGUUAAAGAUGAUAAGUUCAAAAGAGAACAAUUUGAAAGAAAGAGAAGGAAAUAAUAUAAAUCAAUAGUGAUUUAGAAUUAAAUUAAGCGAUCAGUAUAAGAUUAAAUAAUGAGAAUGAAAUCAAAUUAACAAAAAAAACAAUAAAAUUUAGACAUUAGUUUUGAGGAAUCUGAAGAAGAAGAAGAAGAUUUAAUAUAGUAGCAAUAAUAUUAGGAUUAAAUAGGAGAAAUUAAAUAGAUUUUAGGAAAUAUUCUUAUAUAUUUAGGAGACAAUGGAAAUUCUAAUGAUAAAUAGAGAGUUAAAGUUUUUAUACCUUAAAGUAAUUGAAUACAUAAAUAUUUCUAGAGCCAUAAUUUGAUCCUUUUGAGAGAUCCUUCUGUAUAGAUGAAGUGAGAAAUUAUGAACAUUUCUAUCCAAAGUACAACUUGAUUACUAUAAUAAAUAAUAUUUUUGUUAAAUGAAUAAUCCUCUUUUAGAAGAUAAGAGUUUAAUAGAGUUCAGCAUCAAAACUAGUUCAUUAGUGAAAUCAUAAGUGUUAUAUGAUAUUCCAGCAAUAGCUUAAAUAUAGCUAUUUGAUGUUAGUUAAGAUUUUGAUCCUUUAUUUGAGAAUUUAAACCCUUAUAAAAUUUAGUCAAAAGAAAUCUAAGUUUUUAAAGCAGAACCUAAUAGGAAAUUAUAUUCAAGAUUAUUAGAUGUAAUUCCAAUUUUCUAUCCAGAAUCAGGUGGUUUAUUGAUUUGGUAAUUAAUAGUUGUAAUAAUAAUAUUUACAUAUUUAUUUUAUAUACCUUUUAAGGUAUUAGAAUAUUAAUAUUUAAGAUAGGUUUUACAGAUGAAGCAGAUGAUCAUGAUGUAAAUGAUGCUUUAGGAGUGAAAUCUUAUUUAAUUUUUUCAAUAUUAAUGCUUGGUAUAGAUUUGCUGGUUAGUUUCAAUACAGGUAUAAAAAAGAGAGGAGAAGUGAUUUUAGAUCGUAAAGUUAUUGCAUAAAAAUAUGUUAUAUGGGUAUUAGAUAAUAAAUUAUAUUAGGAAUUUGAAUUAGAUUUAAUAGGAGUGAUAUCAUUAAUAUUAUCAUUAUUACUAAAUAAUGAUUAUAUACGUAUUUUAUUUUAUUUAAGAUCUUAUUACAUAAUAAGAUUUAGUGAAAAGAUUGAUCAUUCUUUAUAAUUAAGAAGCAGUAAUUAAUACAAUAUUAUCAAAUAGAUUGGAAAGCAGCCUAUACAGUAUUAAAAUUGAUAAUUGUAGCUUUGUUUGUCAAUCAUUUGAUGGCAUGUUUUUUCUUUGGUGUUUCUUUUAAGUAAUUUUAAAAAGAUGAAAAUGGUAUAAGUAAUCUUCCUACUUGGAUUGAAUAUAAUGGUUAUUUUGAAGAUGAAUAAACAAUUUACUCAUUAUCUUAUUGGUCUAGAUAUGUAAUUUCAUUUUACUGGGCAACUACUACUGUUUCAACUGUCGGUUAUGGAGAUAUUACACCUAAGAAUGAUUAUGAAAUUGGUAUUACAUUAAUUACAAUGAGUAAUUCUUUAUUCUUAAUUUAGUUAUUGCUGGAAUGGUUUUCGCAUUUAAUGUAGCAUCCAUAAGAGAUGUUAUUGUUUAAAUGAAUUCAUAAGAAACUAGAUAUAAUAGUUAUGAAGCUGUUAUCAAUCGUUAUAUGAAAUUUAAAAACAUAUCUUUAUCUACUUAAGCCAAAAUUAUAGAUUAUUAUUAAUAUAUAUGGUAGGAUGAAAAGAAUAGAAAUAGACCUAUUGAAUAAUUGUUAGUCUCUAAACUUGCUCCAGAAUUGAGAUAAUAAUUAUAAUAUGAAACCUAUAUCAAUUUUGUUAAAAGUAAAAUAUUUUGGAACUUUGAUUUCUCUGAAACUUUUAUGCGUUCUCUUGUUUAAUACAUGCAAGAAGAAAGUUAUGGACCAGGAGAAAAUAUCCAUUUUGAUACCAUCAAUCCUUAAUUGUGGUUUCUCUAAAAUGGAGAAAUUUUAAUUGUAUUUUAGUAUACAAUUAUUAGUAUGUUGAUUAUAUUCACUCUUCUUUUAGUAUCAAAACUAGAAUUGAUUUAGUUAAAUCUGGACAAUGUUUAGGAUAAUUAUCAUUCUUUACUCAUUUAAGAUAUAAAUUCUAAGCAUCUACUUUAUAGUAUUGUAAUAUGUAUAAAUUGACCAAAAAUGAUUUCUUAAAAGAAAUUGCAUACUUUCACAAAGAUUUUUAAAUUUAUCAUUACUUCAUUUCCAAAUAAUAUACUUAUCUAUCUGAACUUUUUAAUAAAUUAGAAUUAAAAUGUUACACUUGUUAAUCUUAUAAUCAUCUCGCUGAUUAAUGUGAUCUCACACAUUAUUAUCCUAAACAUCUUUUAAAUUAAAUCAAAAUUAAAGAUGAUACACAACAAAGAGAAGAAUUUUAAAGGAAAAAACGAUUCUAAUUUAAUUCUAUGUCCUUUUCGGAAAAAGUUUAAAAUACUAUCUAUGAUUUUAAUCAAAGAGCAAAAAGAUUUAAAAGAAUUUCAAUGAAAUAAUAAAUUCCAUUUGAAUAUAUGUUUGAAGAAUAAGAAGAAGAAGAAAACUAAGAGUAGCAUCAAGACGAUAUUAGUGAAAUUAAAAAUAUGCUUAAUCAAAUUACUAAUAAAAUUGGUAUCAAAUAAUAAUAUAAAUUUAAAUCUUAAAAUAUAUUUAUCCCAUAAAGUAAUCAUUAAUUCUCUUAAUUAUUAUUAGAACCAAAAUAUGAUCCUUAUGAAAAUAUUUACGAAAUAGAUCUAGUCAAAAAUUAUGAAUACUUCUAUCCUGAAUAUAAUUUAGAUAAUAUCAUCAAGAGAAUAUUUUGA
Molecule: messenger RNA, 4707 nt
Organism: Paramecium sonneborni
Lineage: Eukaryota; Ciliophora; Oligohymenophorea; Peniculida; Parameciidae
Source: the annotation of a GenBank genome assembly